Messenger RNA from Drosophila miranda, 2319 nucleotides. RefSeq names its product kinesin-like protein subito. Gene Ontology annotation, cellular component: microtubule; nucleus; kinesin complex. The transcript has 4 exons. NCBI's taxonomy places the organism in Eukaryota, Metazoa, Arthropoda, Insecta, Diptera, Drosophilidae. Gene Ontology annotation, biological process: microtubule-based movement. The coding region runs from base 103 to 2247 and encodes 714 amino acids. The record is from RefSeq and is a predicted model, not a curated record. Gene Ontology annotation, molecular function: microtubule motor activity; microtubule binding; ATP hydrolysis activity.
GGAUACAGUCACACUGAACGCAGCAACCGAAGACCUGGGAGCGUACGCUGUAAAUUCGUUUGGUACAUAUUCGAUGUAUGAACUGACACAUCUAUAUUUUGUAUGGGAAAUGCUUCUAGUCUUGUGUGCCUUGAACUUGCAGUCUUUAUGGAAUUAUAUUUGAUAGAAAAUAUCAAUAAAUUUUGGCAAAAACUAUCACGAUAUAAAUAUUACGAACUGUCAACGUUCGAUACCGUAUCACUGGUCGUAGCUGUCAUCUACACAAAUUUGAAAAAAGCGGCAACCCUACCAGAGGCGUCUGAAAAAAAGCGCGAAUCUACAAUUGAAGAAAAUAAAAUCUGCAAAUCAGCAAUAAACUUUUGGAAUAUUCGGCAACCGUCACACCUUAACAUGAGCGAUUCGUAUGAAGCACCAGUGCGCGAAAAGCGCUCAUUUCUCAUGGCUCGAGAUCCCAGCAAUGACCGGCGCUGUCGACCAAGACCGGAGAAAAAGUUGCGUCUGUUCGAUGAUAUACAUGAAGCCAUGGAGAGCACAGACGGCUCAGAGUACGCAUCCAAUGGUGGAGACUAUGCAACUAGUGUCCCGAGUGCUGAAGAUAGCAGUGUCGGGGAUACUGGGCCACAGGUCUUUUUGCGUCUGCGUCCCGUUGGUGCCGCCUCCAAAGCAUACUCGGUAUCAGACGAUGGAAAAGUGCUGGUUACCAGCGCGAUGAGUGAAAACACCAGCACCAAUGUCAACAAAAUGGAAAAGCACUUUGGAUUCACAUCUAUAUUCGAUGGCUCCGUUGGGCAGCGGGAUGUCUACGACAUCUGUGUUGGUCCCAGGAUUCUGGAUGAAAAAUGCGUUACCAUAAUGACGUAUGGCACUUCAGGCUCGGGAAAAACGUACACAAUGCUUGGCGAUGAUGUGCUUGCUGGUGUUAUACCCCGCGGCCUAGAGCACAUAUUCACCAUCUACAUGGAAAACUUAUACCACUCACCCAAACUAAAACUGGUCAACGGCUGCAUUGAGUUCCUUCAGGACGAGACCACGUUGCGGGAAAUGCAAAUAAGCAAGAAACUGCUUAGCUUGUGCCAGGAUAUUGGCGGGCAUCACGAGCGACUGAAGGAGGCGAUUCAGGGGGAUCACACCUUCGAGACAAAGGCCGACCCGAACGUCUCGGUAAUGAUUUGGGUAUCAUUUGUGGAGAUCUACAAUGAACUGGUAUACGACCUAUUGAGCAUACCGCCGCGUCAAGAAAAUCUUGGUGCUGUUCCGCGAAAGCCCAUGAAGAUCUCCUGUAAUAAAGGUCAAGUAUAUAUCAAGGGCCUGACGACUGUGUUCGUAAGAAGCAGCGAGGAAGCCUUGCGGCUGCUGCGGCUGGGACAGCAGCGUUCCACCUACGCUUCGACCUCGGUGAACGCGAACUCUAGCAGAUCCCACUGUGUCUUCAUCGUGGAUGUGUUGAAGUACAACAGCUCGGGAAUGACCACUCAAUGUUCGUACAAGUUUUGCUACUUUGCGGGCUCGGAGCGUGUAAACAACACGGGCACCAUCGGGUUACGCCUCAAGGAGGCGAAAAACAUCAACACCUCCCUAAUGACUUUGGGGCGGUGUCUGGACGCGGCCAGUACUUCACGGAAGAAGCCAAACAAUGACGUCAUACCAUUUCGCGAUUCAAAGCUUACCAUGCUGUUGCAAGCAGCCCUCCUCGGAAAGGAACGCUUGGCCAUGAUAGUGACUGUCACACCGCUGGAGAAGUUCUAUGAGGAAAACCUGAACGUGCUCAACUUCGCCUCCAUAGCGAAGAAUAUCAUUUUUAAAGAGCCUUUGAUAAAGCAGCAUAGUACACGAUAUUCCGGUUUCUUUGACAACUCUAAAAGGAAUACCCAGUACGAAUACGUCAAAGAGAUUGAGGAGGAUAAUAUCAGGUAUAGAAAUCUAAUGAGCUCAUCGCUUUUCGGCAUAAUAACACAUCAUCUGAAGAUGCAGAUGCUGGAGGAGAAGCUGCGAAAGGAACUUUCGGAGACCUACCAAGAAUUGAUGCGGGCAAACAAGCAGUGGGAGGAGCAGACCGUGAAGCAACGUCUGAUGGCAGAGCGGGAGUUCGAGUUUAAGCUGGCAUCACAAAAGCGGCGGUACGAAGAGCGAAUCGAGGAUCUCAAGGAUGAAAUCGAGGAACUCAAAUCUUCCUCAAGCAAAUCCGACAGUAUGGACGAAAAGGAGGAUGAGCCCAAUGCGUCCAUAGAAAUACUCGAUGAUGAAUAGUACAUGUUAUAUUUGCCAUCUUGUAUUUUUAAGGGUUUGUUAUAGUCUAAAUAAAAUCACUUAUGAAUUCAA